AUGGCAAGUCGGGAUGUCGCCGGAUCGGCCACCCGGACGUGCGCCGCCGUCAUUCCGCGCCGCGCCGACCUCCCCGCGGAGCGCGGCGUGCUGAUCGUCGCGGCCGCGACGCACAAGCAGAAAUCGAUGUACUUCUUCCUCCUGCAGUCCGAAUACGGCGACGUGUUUAGGGUUACCCUAGAGCACGACCCCAAGGACACGGACCGCGUGACGGAGCUGAAGAUUAAGUACUUUGACACGAUCCCGGGCAUCGGGGAUGACGAGGAGGUGGAGUCGAGCUCCGCCACGCUCAUGGAGACGGAUGAGGGAUUCCAGCCCGUCUUCUUCCACCCGCGCCGCCUCAAGAAUCUGGUUCAGGGCAUCGGGGAUGACGAGGAGGUGGAGUCGAGCUCCGCCACGCUCAUGGAAAUUGAUGAGGGCUUCCAGCCCGUCUUCUUCCACCCGCGCCGCCUCAAGAACCUCGUGCAGAUCGACGAGGUCGAGUCACUGAUGCCUCUCCUCGACCUCAAGGUCUCAAACCUUUUCGACGAGGAAACCCCGCAGGUCUUCGCGCUCUGCGGCCGUGGCCCGCGCUCCUCCCUGCGCAUCCUCCGCCCGGGGCUCGCAGUCACCGAGAUGGCGGUAACGCAGUUACCAGGCGUGCCGAGUGCGGUGUGGACGGUGCGCAAGAGCGCGCAGGACGAGUUUGACGCGUACAUCGUGGUGUCGUUCGUCAAUGCGACCCUCGUGCUCAGCAUUGGUGAUACGGUCGAGGAAGUUAGUGACAGCGGGUUCCUGGACACCACGCCCUCACUCGCCGUUUCCCUGCUGGGGGAGGACUCGCUUAUGCAGGUGCACCCAAGCGGCAUUAGGCACAUCAGGGCGGACGGGCGUAUCAACGAGUGGAAGACGCCCGGCAAGAAGAGCAUCGUUAAAGUCUGCUGCAACCGCUUCCAGGUGGUGAUCGCCCUGUCAGGAGGCGAGUUGGUGCAUUUCGAGAUGGACGUGAGGGGGCAGAUGGUGGAGAUGGGCAAGAAGGACAUGCCGGGGGACGUCGCCUGCCUCGACGUCGCCCCCGUCCCCGAGGGCCGCCAGCGAGCGCGCUUCCUAGCCGUCGGAUCGCAGGGCCCUCAUGUGCUGGCUGUUGAGGCGCGUGACUCAACUGUCAGCAUUCAGAUUGCUCUUCGCUCACUCUCCCUCUGCCCAUCUCCCCUCCCCCCAUGCAUCUACCAGGUGCUAAGUGUGCAGGCGGUAUCCGCCCCACCAGAGUCCCUGCUCUUCCUCGACGUCCCCACCGGCCCCGGCACAGACGGCCCCUCCUCCACCGCAGCCUCCUCCUCCUCCUCUGCUGCCGCCCACGUGCCGUCCAGCCUCUUUCUCAAUGCCGGCCUGCAGAACGGUGUGUUGCUCCGCACCGAGGUGGAUAAGAACUCCGGGCAGCUUUCCGAUUCGCGCACGCGCUUCCUCGGGCUGCGCGCGCCGAAACUUUUCGGUGCCCAGCUGAGAGAGCGGCGCGCCAUGCUGUGCCUUUCCAGCCGCCCGUGGCUCGGGGCAGAGGGCCACGAGUCAUUCCACUACGUGCAGCACAGCCGGCAGGAGAAUCAGCUGUACGUGUUCGCAGACGACGUCACCCCGCGCUGGCUGACCUCCGCCCUGCGAAUCGACUUUGACACGAUGGCAGGCGGGGACAAGUUUGGCAACGUGUGCCUUGUGCGCCUGCCGGGGGAGAUCUCCGAGGAGAUUGAGGAGGAUCAGACUGGCGGGCGUGUCAAGUGGGACGCCGUGGGAGGGGGGCGCCUCAACGGAGCGCCGAACAAGCUUGAGCAGGUGAUUCAGUUCCAUGUGGGGGACAUCGUCACAGCCAUGCAGAAGACGUCCCUCAUUCCAGGCGGCAGCGAGUGCGUCAUAUACAGCACGAUGCUGGGGGGGGUGGGGGCGCUGCUGCCCUUUGUGUCGCGGGAGGACGUGGAUUUCUUCUCACACCUCGAGAUGCACCUGCGCCAGGAGCACCCUCCCCUCGCCGGCCGAGAGCACGUCGCUUACAGAUCCGCCUAUUUCCCUGUCAAGGAUGUGAUUGAUGGGGACUUGUGCGAGCAAUUUCCGUCGCUUUCGCUGGAGCUGCAAAAGAAGAUUGCGGAAGAGCUUGAUCGCACGCCAGGAGAGAUUCUCAAGAAGCUAGAGGACAUAAGAAACAAGAUUCUUGCGGGCCACGUGGUGCACCUGGUCUCGCGACUCACGGGGGACUCCUCCCCUUCUUCCGCGCAUGGCGCGCGCGCGGGCGCGGAGGGGGAGGGAAUCCGCGGAAGGGCAAGGCUGUUGCGCGGGGGACAGGGGAGGGGCGGCGCAGGGGGAGAGAGGGGCAGCGGCGGCGGUAUGGGUAUGGGGGGGAUACGGAUCGUUCCAGGGGGAGGGUUUGGGGGAGGGCUGGGGGGAGGGUUGGGUCACGUGCAGAUUGGCGGCCUGCCUGCCUCUGGAACCGUUCAUCUGGGCACGUUUAACCUCCCAUCGGACGGCUCUCAGGGCCUUCCGGACCUAAACCAGAUCGUGUCUGGUGUGCUUUCAUCCAUUGGCCUUGGAGCUUUGGGGCUGGGGGUGGGGGGCAUGGGGGAAGGCAUGGGCGGAGGCAUGGGGGGCGGCAUGGGUGGAGGUAUGGGGGGAGGGGGAGCAGGGGGUGGGCGAGUGGGGGGGGGUGGAAGCGAGUCAGCAGGUCCCACUGCGAAUGUCACGAUUGACAUCGCCCCCAUCUCGAUGCGAGCCGCUCAGGCCCUUAGACGCUCCUCCCCUGCGGCAGACGGUAAUGCUGCCCGCGACGCUCACACCACCGAUGCUGCUGCUGCUGCUGCGGCUGCUGCUGCUGCGGCUGCUGCUGCUGCGGAUGGACGUGCAGGCAGGGAUGGGGGAGGAAGGGCGGAACAAGAGCAAGCAGGGGAGCAGAGAGCAGGGACGGAGCGAGGCGGUAGUGACGCUGGGGAACGGAGGGAGGGAGCAGAAGGGGCAGAGGGUGGAGGGGGCGGGGUGCCAGAGGUGCAGAUUCACAUGGACACGUGGCUGCCUGUGAGUGGCUUUGACAUGCCCGUGGGCAUGGGAGGGCCAGGCAUGGGUAUGGGAGGAGCGGGCAUGGGAGGCAUGCGAACAGGCAUGGGAGCAGGCAUGGGAGCAGGCAUGGGAGCAGGCAUGGGAGCGGGCAUGGGAGCAGGCAUGCGAGCAGGCAUGGGAAUGCCAUCAGUAAUGGGCAUGGCAGCACCAGCAGGCAUGGCUGUGCCGGUGGGCAUUCCCCUCGGCGGCUUUCCCAUCCCCAUGGGCGGCAGCAUGGGUGUUGCCGGCCUGCCUCUCAUGAUGGCUCUUGGCGGCAUGGGACCAGGGGGGGUGGGCGGGGUAGGGCACCAUGGGGAGGAGCAGGAGGAGCGGGGUGCACGGCAGCAGCAGCAGCAGCAGCAGCAGCAGCAGCAGCAAGGGACGAGGCAUGUGGCGCGAAGGGACGCUCUUUCAACUGUGGACGAUUAUCUUUCACGUGUGGAGGGUCAGCUGAGGCCGUCAGUGGACCCAGCAGAAGCGGCAGCAGCAGCGACAGCAAGAAGGGAGCUACCAUCGCUGCAGCGCCUGGCGGCUACCCUCAGGCGCUCCAACAGCCUCCUCACCGGCCCCCUCUCCUCCUCCCUGCUCAACCUUGCAGAGCAGCUGGAGCACUUGCCGCCUGUGGGCGCAGCUGCUCAACUGCCGUUGCUGCAGCAGAUGCACCUGCAGGCACAGGCACCAAGUGUGGCUGGCAGAGAGGGGGCGAGAGGUGGGGGAGCAGAACGAGGGCGCGGAGGUGGGGGAGGUGUGGGGGGAAGCAUCAGAUUCCCUCUGUUUGGAGGCCAGCAGCAAUCUGCAGCCGCAGCAGGACGCUCCGCAGCAGUAGCAAGCUCAGAAGCCGCAGCAACAGGUGCACCAGCACCCGCAGGCACAGGAGCAGCAGCAGCAGCAGCAGCAGCGCCAUCUGCUCCUGUUGCCAGCUUCUCUCUUCCAGGGGGGGUGCACGUGGGUCUCUUUGGCGUCCCUUCUUUCGCCCCGCACCAGCCUCGUUCCGCGCCCUCUCGCCCUGCUGCCCAUGCCCGCCCUCCAACUGACAGCGCCACCAAUGCUGCCAACCCCCCUGCUGCUGCUGCUGCUGCUAUUGAGCAGCAGCAGGGGCAGCAGCAGCAAGGGCAGCAGCAGCAGGGGCAGGGCCAGGGGCAGGCGGGGUCACCGGUGGAGCAGGUGAGGGCAGCAGCGCGGCUGUUCCACAUGCAGCAGGUUCUGGCUGAAUACAACUCCCACAUGCAGGGACGGGGACAGAGGGCGCAGGGGCACCAGGGGCAGGAGGGGCAGGAGGUGCAGCAGCGGUGGGCAGAAGACGAUUCUGAGAUGCAGGAGAGGCGAGAGCAGCCCGAGGGGCAGGGUGCAGGGAGGGAGGAGAGAGGGCAGCAGGAAGCGCAGGCACAGGAGAGGCAAGAGCAAUCGCCACAACAGGAGGAGCAGCAAGAGCAAUCGCAACAACAGCAGCAGCAACAACGGCAGCAGCAGCAGCAGCAGCAGCAGCAGCAGGCAUGGUUUGCCGGGCAACAACCGCUGCUACAGUUUCCUGCGACUGUAGCGCUGGUGGGCGGUUCUGGCCCCUUCCCCACCAUAGUCAUGCGCCCUCAGCUGCUGCCAGGGCCGGGCGCAGGGGGGGAGGUGCAGGCGCAGGGGGGAAGCAUAGGGAGGGGGAUGGGCACACAAGCAGGGGGGGCGGGUGCACAAGCAGGGGGGGCGGGUGCACAGGCAGGGGGGGCGGGUGCACAGGCAGGGGGGGCGGGUGCACAGGCAGGGGGGGCGGGUGCACAGGCAGGGGGGGCGGGUGCACAGGCAGGGGGGGCGGGUGCACAGGCAGGGGGGGCGGGUGCACAGGCAGGGGGGGCGGGUGCACAGGCAGGGGGGGCGGGUGCACAGGCAGGGGGGGCGGGUGCACAGGCAGGGGGGGCGGGUGCACAGGCAGGGGGGGCGGGUGCACAGGCAGGGGGGGCGGGUGCACAGGCAGGGGGGGCGGGUGCACAGGCAGGGGGGAUGAGCGCACAGGCAGGGGGGAUAGGCGCACAGGCCGGGGGGUUGGGGGUGCAAGCAGGGGGGCUUGAGGCGCUGCUGGGAGGGCUAGGAGGCUUGAGUGGCUUGCUGGCAGGCUUAGGGGGAAUAGCAGGCGAGGGGGGCGGGGAAAGGUCAGUAAAUGCUGGGGGCCAGAGAGGGGUGGUGGGGGGAAAUGGAGAGGACAGAGACGUGCAGUGGCAGGAACAAGAGCAGCAGCAGCAGCCGCCACCAAACCCCACCCAGCAGCAGCAGUCACAGCAGGAGCAACAGCAGUCUCAGCCUCAGCAGCAGCAGCAGCAGCAGCAACAGUCACAACCGCAGCAGCAGCGGUCGCAGCAGCAGUCGCAGCAGCAGUCACAGCAGCAGCAGCGCGUGCUAAGGAGUGUGCUGGGGCAGGGCCUUGGCGCUCUGAGACGAGUGCUGGGAGGGGCAGCUCGAGAGGGAGCAGGGCGGGUGGUGGGAGGAGGAGGCGGGGCAGCAAGCAGGAGUGUAGGUGGGGUGGAGGGGUGUAGGCCGGGUGGAGCAGUGAGGUCCAGUCAAGGGGGAGGCACGUCUGUGAAGGAGAGAGGCAAGGCUCUUUCAGCUGCUGUUGCUGCUGGAAAGCUGAGUUCGGUGAGUCUCUGCAGGGAAAUAAACGGUGCAGAGUACAGGUGUGGAGAGGGGUUUAGAGGUGAUCUCUGGAGCAUGGCACAAGUGAGAAGUGGAGUAUGGGCAUUGUUCAGGUGUGCCUAG
This is a messenger RNA of Closterium sp. Naga37s-1, 5793 nucleotides long. Lineage: Eukaryota; Viridiplantae; Streptophyta; Zygnematophyceae; Desmidiales; Closteriaceae. The record is from the annotation of a GenBank genome assembly.